Molecule: messenger RNA, 969 nt
Organism: Blepharisma stoltei
Lineage: Eukaryota; Ciliophora; Heterotrichea; Heterotrichida; Blepharismidae
Source: the annotation of a GenBank genome assembly
AUGAAAAGGGUGAAAAUCAACUCUAGUAUUUUCAAUAUUAUAGCUCUCAAAGACAACCCCAAAAUAGGAUUCUGCUGUCUUCUAGAUAUUUCUUCACCUUCAUUUUUAUAUGGAAUUUCCCAAGAAAUCAACCUUUCAUGCCACUUCGAAGAGCAAAAAAUUGCACAAGCAAAAGAUCUUUCGGCUAGGAUCAUACAAAGGCACAUAAAAUCCUAUCUCUUACGCAAGGGAAUCCAGAACCGAAUAAUCCACAAAAACAACCUAAUUAAACAUACUGCAGCGACCAAAAUUCAAUGCUUAUUCCGUUCAUGGAUUUCCAGGAAAAAAUUUUACUUUUUAUUGAUAGUCAGAAAAAUCCAAAAAAUCCGAAAUAAAGCAGCGAGCAUAAUUCAGAAAAAUUUCCGAUUAAAAAUCCUACCAUCUCGGCUUCAUUUCACAGCAAAAGUAGCAAUACUUGUCAAGGUAAGAAAAAGUGCUGCAAUUUUGAUACAAAAACACGUGAAAGGGUUUUUGAUAAGAAAAGAUCUGCCGUUCAUGAGGAUACAAGGAAAAGAAAGGCUGAUUAGGUGGAGGAGCCCAGCUAAUUCAGUCACAAUGACAGGCGAUUUUAUGCUUCCGCCAUGGGAGCAUGAAAUUCCGAUGUUUUAUUCAAAAAUUCUGCAUGAGUUUUAUACGAUGUUUUUUAUGGAAAAUAAUUUGAAAACUGGGGAUUAUAGAAUAAAAUUCAAUGUGGACGGGAAUUUUGUUUGUGAUUGGAGAUUUCCGGUUAUAAAUGACGAGUUUGGAAAUUAUAACAACAAGAUAUACCUAAACUAUGGCAAUAAAGGCUGCAAUGCUGAAUCUUCAAUGGAAAGCAGUGAAAAUGUUUUUUGUAUUGAUUUAGCAAGCUUUAAAGACACGCAAAAAAAUUCUGCACGUCCAAGCACACCUGGGAGCGAAAGCACAACAUGUGGAGAUAACUGGGACUAG